Messenger RNA from Microsporum canis CBS 113480, 1356 nucleotides. RefSeq lists its product as hypothetical. Gene Ontology annotation, molecular function: RNA polymerase II C-terminal domain phosphoserine binding. NCBI's taxonomy places the organism in Eukaryota, Fungi, Ascomycota, Eurotiomycetes, Onygenales, Arthrodermataceae. The coding region runs from base 1 to 1356 and encodes 451 amino acids. The record is from RefSeq and is a predicted model, not a curated record. The transcript has 3 exons. Gene Ontology annotation, cellular component: Cdc73/Paf1 complex; nucleus. Gene Ontology annotation, biological process: transcription elongation by RNA polymerase II; positive regulation of transcription elongation by RNA polymerase II.
AUGGACCUGGACGAGUCUCCGAGAAAGGCGGAGGACGAGCUCCUCGAGGAUGAGAAUGUGGAUAACAGCCCCCCAGCGCUUGAUGACGAUGGUGAUAUGGGGCUGUUUGGGUCUGGCUCCGAAGAGGAAGAAGAAGAUAUGAGCAGACAUGAAAGACGCCGGAAGCUCGAUGACGUUGAACUGGACUCGGGAGACGAUGAAGGACGCUACGACAGGGCCGGGUCGCCCAUGGAGGAGGAUGGCAUGGAGUACGGCGGGACGUUGAAUAUCAUGGACCUGAGUCUAGGACGUGCUCCGGAACCAGAGCCUACUGACGGACAGGUUUUUAAUUGCGCUAUACCCAACUUUCUCUCCAUAGAGUCUGAAGACUUUAACCCUGAAACAUACGUUGCGCCUCCAUUUUCAUCCGCCUCUACCUCCCUAUGCUGGAGGACAAGUCCAGACGGAAGCGAACUCCAGUCCAAUGCCAGGAUAAUACGCUGGUCAGAUGGCUCGCUGACUCUCCAGCUUGCUUCAAACCCUACCGAGCAGUACAGGAUAUCUUCAAAGCCUCUCGCGCAAGCCAGCAGGCCCGGCAAGCGCGAGGAGUACGAUCCAGACUUAGAUGCGCAUACAUACCUCGGCGUUGCGUCUGAGGCAUCGUCAGUCAUCCGCCUUACUUCACGCAUCACCUCUUCCCUCAGUAUCCUUCCCUCAACAGUCGAAACAGACGACGCCGUCCAGAGAUUGCAGGAAUCGCUUGCGGCUGCUGCACGAAGCGGUAAGAAGACGGCCGAUGGGUCAGUUGCCAUCAUCGAGGUGAAGCAAGACCCCGAGCUUGCAAAGAAACAGGCAGAGCAGGCGGAACGAGAGAAACUCCGUGAAGCCCGUAAACGGCAAGCUGCAGUCGAACGUGAAGUCGACCGCGGCCGGCGAAGCACAGGCUUCCAACGGACGGGAGCAGGCCUUACGAUCGCCGAUCUCGAGGGAGACGAGGAUAUGGCUAUAACCAAGUCCCGUGGCGGGGCGAAGAGACCGGCUCGCAAACCACGGCGUCGUGAUGACAUAUAUUCCGAUGAAGAAGACGACUAUGACCGGAGAGGCCGGACGCGUGAAGACGAGUACGAUGAAGACGACGGUUUCCUGGUCGGUAGUGAUGAGGAGCCUGAGGUCGAAGAGGACGAGGAAGAAGAAGAGAUGGAGGUCGAGGAAAUGGAUGCCGAGGGUGAGAUUGAUGAUGAUGUCCCACCUGCUAAAUCGACCGGUAAAGCCUCCAGGCCUUCUGGGGAUGAGAGUGAGUCACCAGGUCAAAAGGGGGCUUCACCUCAGGCGCGAAAGAAACACAGAUACGUUGUUGAUGAUGACGAUGACGAGUGA